Messenger RNA from Peromyscus maniculatus bairdii (prairie deer mouse), 5642 nucleotides. Lineage: Eukaryota; Metazoa; Chordata; Mammalia; Rodentia; Cricetidae. The record is from RefSeq and is a predicted model, not a curated record.
CUGGUCAUGGGCCAGGGCCAACAUGGGAUGGCCUGUUCCAGGUGAGGCAAGAUGGCACCUUGCUGUUGUACGGUGGUGGAGUUGCAUGCUGAGAAAGAGGAGGCUCAAGGAUGAAGACUAGAUUUGGAGUUUGAGCCACUGGGUGGGUGCAUGGUGUUUCUGAUGAUGGAGAAGAGCUAAGAGGAGAGGGCCCAGGAAACAUUGGGUUCAGUGUUGAGUAUAAGAAGCUAAUUUGAUGACUGGGUAGGCAAGUGGCUAUCCAUACCUAGAGCUUAGUAGAGAUGCCAGGCCUGAGAUGCCAGGCCUGGAAGCUUGGAUCAGGAAGUGGCCACAUCUGUGUAUCCUUCAGUUUUGAGUAUGCUGGGCUUAGAAGGGUGGGUAUGAAUAUCAGGAGGUAGCUAGGGUAUGCUGUGAGGCUACCAGUGUUUACUGCCUAGUAUAUCAACAGAGAACCCAAGUGCACUCCACAGAGGAGGCUCUGUCUUCUGAGCUGCAUUCCCUCCAACUAACUACCAGAGUCUGUUUCCCUCCUGUAAGAUGGGGGCAGAGGGUUUUCUAACCUGCUAGGGUUUGUGUGAGGACUAAAUGAAGUAAAGCUGCCCUUGCCUGAGAGUUAGUACUCAGCACAUGGCCCCUGAGAUGGCAGUGUGGCCCCUGUUCAGCCACCCAGAACAGCUGGCUACCUUGGGCAGAUGAAGGAUCGAAGAGUCGGUGAUCAGUUUGGAUCCAGACACUCAUAUUGUCCAACAUACACUGUUCAGUGUGUGCACCCCCAUCCUUCCAAUAACAGACUGUCCCAAACAGCUGAUGGGAGUUGGAGGCUCACCAUUCCAGUUUCCUUGCUCCUGAUGCAUGCCUGAGUUAUGCUCUACUUCCAAGGCUCCUAGGACCACUGAGUCUCUUAUUUCUUGCAUUAACUCCUCAUGGCUGUCUUCCCACCACCAGCUGCCUCCCAUAUGCCUCCUACAGGAGAAUCCCCAUCACCCACCCCACCCCCAAUAAUCUUCCACUCCUUGUAUCAAGUCAGCCUCUGGAGCUCUAUGUUUCUGUGCCUGGGAGGCAAGGUAGGCUGGGGAUAAUAGAUUUGAUGCAUGAGUGAGCUGGUGUAGGGGGCGAUGAGCAGUGUGGUUCUGACUUCAUGGGCAAAUUGAUGGCCUUCCUUUCUGCCUCCUACAGCUUAGCUACUGAGAAGAUGGUGGACCAUUUGGCAAACACAGAGAUCAACAGCCAGCGGAUCGCAGCAGUGGAGAGCUGUUUUGGGGCAUCAGGGCAGCCGCUGGCCCUGCCUGGCCGUGUGCUCCUGGGCGAGGGGGUGCUGACCAAAGAGUGCCGAAAGAAGGCCAAGCCACGCAUCUUCUUCCUCUUCAAUGACAUCCUGGUGUAUGGCAGUAUUGUGCUUAGCAAGCGCAAGUACCGCAGCCAGCAUAUUAUUCCCCUGGAAGAGGUAACAUUGGAGCCACUGCCAGGGACCCCACAGGCCAAGAACCGCUGGAUGAUCAAGACAGCCAAGAAGUCCUUUGUGGUGUCCGCAGCCUCUACCACGGAGCGCCAGGAAUGGAUUAGCCACAUUGAAGAGUGUGUGCGGAGGCAGUUGCUGGCCACAGGCCGCCAGCCCACCACUGAGCAUGCAGCACCCUGGAUCCCUGACAAGGCCACGGACAUCUGCAUGCGUUGCACACAGACACGCUUCUCGGCACUUACCCGGCGUCACCACUGCCGAAAAUGUGGGUUUGUGGUCUGUGCUGAGUGUUCCAAGGAGCGUUUUCUGCUGCCACGUCUCUCCCCCAAACCCCUUCGUGUCUGCAGCCUCUGCUACCAUGAGCUGGCCGCCCAAAAGCGAAGGGAGGAGGCCAAGGAGAGGUACAGGGACUCUCCAGGGCAGCCAACCCACCUAGGCGGUGCUGUCUGUGGUGCAUCCAGUGGUGAUGAUGAUGACUCCGAUGAGGACAGAGAAGGCAGUGGAGAUGGUGACUGGCCCAGCCAGGUGGAAUUCUAUGCUUCUGAUGUCUCCUGGUCAGCCUUCCACAGUUGACCCUCACCUUCAGAGUGUCUGCAUCAAGCCAGUCCACUGCCCACAGCCCCAAGAGUGCAGGUCCUGAACUGUCUGAUUUUGCUAGGACCCAAGCCCAUGGUAGUAGGCAUAUGACAGGUAGCUGUUCCGGAGCUAUUAAUAGUGCCUUUCUGCUAGACAGCAGCAUCCUAGGCCUUCUUCUACUUCUGGUCAGAUAAUUGCCUUUCCAUUUCACAAGGCCCAGAACAUAAAGUCCUUGGUGACCAGGCUACUACAGCCCUUGGGGUUAGACCAGGCCAGGUGUCCCAAGCAUUAAAAGACCAGGGUGGAAGAGGGCAAAGGGAAGACCAGACCAGAGUGGAGGUCCACUCCACUCUGAAGCUUGAGCUUCAGACCCCAUUCCCACCUCCACCCCUUAACAGGCACAGCCCAUGCCAGCACAGAAGGCCUGCACACCCACCACCAUGCAGAUAUCACCACCUGACCACUGGCUGAGUCCUUGCCAAGCUAGACCCCAGAUGCACUGUGUGUGCCUUUGGGCCCAGGUGAGCUGCAGCCUGUGCCCCCCCCCACCCAGAGCAGCCCAUCAAGGUCUCUGCCCUGUCACCACCCUCCAAAUAUCUGGUGCCUGUCCUGUCCCCAUCUCUAUCUGCAGUCAGUAGAAGCAAUGUUUUCCCUUAGGACUCUGGAUUUCAAGGACAGAAACCCUAUCCAGACUGACUUACCAAUAAAACAACAACAACAAAAAACUCUUGAUUGCUAAGUCUAAGAAUACCCCAGCUUCAGACACUACUCAAUCAGUGGUAGGAGCCACGGGUAGGGACAGCCAUCACUGAUACUGCCACACUGGGCAUUCCUGGAAAUGCCUCCCACCCAGUAAGACAUUCAUGCCACACUGUGGCUGGCUCCCCAAGAACAAAGCCCCAUUCUGCUGCUUUGAUAGCCAGCCUGCCUGCCUGCCUUCUUUCCUUUUCCUUUGAGACAGGGACUUGUUACAAAGGGCUGAUACAAACUUGAGAUCCUCUGGCCUCAACUUCCCCAGUGCUGAAAUUACAGGCAUAUACCACUAUACCCAGCUUAUUGGUGUGGGCUGUCUAAAUGGGUGGUAAAGGAAAAUAGGUGUUUGUCUGGCUCAGCCUGAUCCUUCUGGGGUAAAAAGACUCCUGUGUAGUCUCUGCUCAGCCCCUGCAGAUGGUGUCUAUGAUUUGGGGAGCAAGCCACUAGCUUUGCGUGUAGACUAGAAAGUUUCAGGGCCCUUCAGAAGCCUUCUUUAAAGCUGUUCACGGAGUCCAUGCCUGUAAUCCCAAGAUUGUGAGUCUGAAGCCAGCCCUAGCUAGAUAAAAACCCUGUCUUGAAAAACCAUGCUUUCUGCAGGUAUUUAUCAGUCUUUGCCCAGUACCUGGCUGUCCUUGAAUGGAGCCCCUGUGUAUAGAGUGGGGUCAUUGUCAGGUGCAUGUGGGACUUUGGUGCUAAGAAAACUUCCCUUCAACUCUAAUAUAGUGAACCCCUAUUAUCAGGGAUCUCCAUGCCCCCAAUAUAAUGUUGUCUUCCAUGUCUAUAUUCUGGUUCUGUAGGUUGGGUCCAGGCCCCAAAGUCUACAGUUGACAGACAUGUGGUCGGUCACCCUCUAAAGAGUGCUGUAGAAUAUGGAGCACCCAGGAGCUGCCUGUGACCCUUCCUGUACUGGCAGUGACAGGCUGGGGAGGAUUGGGAUGUGUUUGUUUGCAGCCCCUUUCACUUGGUGGCCUCUGUCAGCACACAGACUGGUUCAGGCUGCUUCUCCUGUUUGGGCCCAGGACCAGGCAGGUUCCUAGGUGAGGAGUGGCUUCCUGAACCUAGAUCUAGUGUCUUUUCAGCAGUCCAGACCAGGUAGUCCCAUCCUUUCCACCCAUGGCUGGUGACUCACAAACCUCACUCCCUUGGAACCUUCCUUUCCUAGAAACCUUCAGGGUGUAAAAGGCAGCAGCAGUUCCUGUGGACAGAAGGAACUGCCUGAGGCUGAGCCUGGGUCUAGCCACUGUCCUUAUCGCCUGACAAAAUGAGCAUGGUGCAGGAAUCUGGGUGGUUGGGGCAGGCUGUGGAGGACCAUGUGGCACUGGUAAGUAGAGACAGGAGCUGACUCAUCCCUCACUCAGCCUAGGGCUCAGACCUAGGACAAGGAUGUUACUUCCCUAAGCCCCAACAUGUCAGAGACCACAAGGGCCCAAGGUUGUCAACAACCUUGGGAAGGUGUUCAUUUAUUCAAAGCUACUGAGAUUUGCUGUGUUCCCUGCCAGAUGCUGGGGACACUGCUGUGAAUAAGAUGGACUUGGCUCUCAGUUUUGAGAGGGGAAACUACAUUCUCGCAGGUGGGCUGAGGCUGGUACUAGGUGCAUAGAGGCACACCCCGGGUGAAGAGAGUGAGCCGUGCCAGUGGAGAAACAACCCUCCAGGUAUUGGCAAUGACUUGUGUCAAGGCCCUGAAGAGGAAGGGGUCCAUGUCCUGGAGAAACAUGAUGAGGUCAAGGCCAAAUGACAAUAGACCCCCCCAGGACCACAGAGGCUUGUACAGGCAGCAAUCUGUUCUCUGCUCUGAUGACUUUGUUCUGACUUGUCAGCAGAUGGUUGGAGUGUGGGGAGGUAGGCAGGCAUGGGGACUGUGUGCACAGAAGCUAGCUUGGGAUUUCCAAGGGGGAAUCUAAGAAAAGUCCAUCCUCUGCUCUUUCUGCCUAUGAUGGUAGGCAGGAAGCUUCCAUGGCCUUCCUUCUGUCCCUGACUCUUUUCUACUGAUAUACUGAGGGAACUCCCAGGAGCCAAAUGACUGUGGGACCCCUGUGCAAGACCAAGUGAUACCCAGUAUCCCCCAACUGCUGAAGCUUUUGUUAGAGGGGAACAGACUGCAGGAAUGAAAGCCUUGAAAUAAGAUGUGUAAGAAACAAAAGUGGGGGCUGGAGAGAUGGCUCAGAGCUUAAGAGCACUUGCUGUUCUUCCAAAGGUCCUGAGUUCAAUUCCCAGCAACCACAUGGUAGCUGAAAACCAUCUGUAAUGAGAUCUGGUUUCCUCUUUGGGCCUGCAGGGAUACAUGCAGGCAGAACACUGUAUACAUAAUAAAUAAAUAAAUCUUUAAAAAAGAAAAAGAAAAUGGUGAGGAUGUUUGGAAGAGGAAACCUGUGCCCUAAUGUAAUAGUGCAGUCACUAUUGAAGGCGUUGUGCAGGCCCCCCAGCAAACAAAACAGAACUGGGGAUGACCCAGUUCAAUCUGGGUAGUCAGCAUACACUCGGGUACCACUUGGGUACCUAGCAGUACUCACAACAGUCAAUAUGGCACUAACCUAGGUGUCUAUCAGCACAUGAACAGAUAAAGAAAAUGUAACAUACACUGGAGAUUUAUUCAGACACCAAAGAGAAGGAAAUUGUGUCAUUUGUGGAGAAAUAGAUGGAACUAGAGAUGGCCAUGUUAAAUCAAACAAGCCAGACUCAAAGAUCACAUGCUUUCUCUCAUAGGCAGUGUCUAAUUUAAAAAAAAAAAAAAAUGUGAAAGUAUAAGGGUAUGAUUUAAGAAAAGGGAGGGGACUAGUGAGGGAGCAAGAGAGAGAAAUGGGGUGAAUAUGAUCAAAGUGUUUGAUAAAUAUGUGUAAAUGUAACAAAACAA